GAAACUGAAAAGAAUAGAGAGAUGAGUAAUAUAAUAGAGAGGGAAGAUAUGGAUGAAUUGGGAGGAAGAAGAAUGCGUUGGUUUCUGGUGUCGAUCGUUUUAAUGGGGAUUUUUGUGGAAAGAGGAGAAGGGCAGUUGGUGGAAAACUUUUAUAAAUCCACUUGUCCAAAGCUGGAGCAAAUAGUGAGACAAGCGGUUCGAAACAAGUUCUCUCAAACUAUCAUUACCAUUCCUGCUACUCUCCGUCUCUUCUUCCACGACUGUUUUGUUGAGGGAUGCGAUGCUUCCGUCAUGAUUUCAUCGCCAAGCGGAGACGCCGAGAAGGACGCUCAAGAUAACCUUUCCCUCGCCGGAGAUGGCUUCGACACCGUCGUCAAGGCUAAGCAAGCCGUCGAAGCCGCUUGCCCCGGCCGAGUCUCUUGCGCCGACAUUUUAGCUCUCGCCGCCAGAGACGCCGUCGUCCUCGCCGGAGGCCCAAAUUUCAACGUCGAAUUAGGACGUCGCGACGGCUUAAUCUCCAAAGCCUCACGCGUGGACGGCAAUUUACCAUCCCCAAAUUUCGACCUUAACUCACUGACUUCCAUGUUCGCCAAACACGGGCUGUCCCAAACCGACAUGAUCGCCCUCUCCGGCGCCCACACCAUCGGUGCCUCCCAUUGCAACCGCUUCUCGGAUCGACUCUUCUCUGCUUCCGGUGUAGACCCGUCGCUUAACCCUGCUUACGCAGAAGAGCUGAAGCAAGCGUGCCCUCGGAAUGUAGAUCCAGGGGUGGUGGUGAAGCUGGAUCCGAGUACUCCGGACAGUUUCGACAAUGCAUAUUACCGAAAUCUGGUGGAGGGAAAAGGAUUGUUUAGAUCAGAUGAGGUUCUGUUCACGAACUCGGCAUCGAAGGGGACGGUGGUGGGAUUUGCGAAUAAGGGAGGGGAGUUUAAUGCGGCGUUUGUGGGGGCGAUGAGGAAGCUUGGGAGAGUGGGGGUUAAGACGGGGAAGGCUGGAGAGAUAAGAAGAGAUUGUACUGCUUUCAAUUGAUUCUUUCUAAACAAAAACUUCUUUUAUCAAUUAAUUAAUAAACCCACUCGUUAAUUACCAUCAAA
Cucumis melo (muskmelon) is the source of this 1094-nucleotide messenger RNA. RefSeq names its product peroxidase 55-like. Gene Ontology annotation, molecular function: heme binding; peroxidase activity. NCBI's taxonomy places the organism in Eukaryota, Viridiplantae, Streptophyta, Magnoliopsida, Cucurbitales, Cucurbitaceae. Gene Ontology annotation, biological process: response to oxidative stress; hydrogen peroxide catabolic process. The record is from RefSeq and is a predicted model, not a curated record. Bases 22 to 1029 code for a protein of 335 amino acids. The transcript has 3 exons.